Messenger RNA from Salvelinus sp. IW2-2015, 3551 nucleotides. It is a transcript of the gene wnt6b, whose product is annotated as wingless-type MMTV integration site family, member 6b. Gene Ontology annotation, molecular function: frizzled binding; cytokine activity. Lineage: Eukaryota; Metazoa; Chordata; Actinopteri; Salmoniformes; Salmonidae. Gene Ontology annotation, biological process: cell fate commitment; neuron differentiation; canonical Wnt signaling pathway. Gene Ontology annotation, cellular component: extracellular region. The record is from RefSeq and is a predicted model, not a curated record.
CGGAAUCUGCUGGUCCUUGGGUUUACUUUUCUGCCCAAGGUCUGGCUACAUUCCAUCACCCCCGGGCUGUAGUACCUUGCUGCCAGAUUAAAAUCGCUGUGCUAUUGGAAUUUGGGUGUUUUAGUUAGGACGUGCUUGUCACCUCUGCCUCUGGUAUUUCAGUCUUGAAUCUGUCUGCCAGAGAGACGACUAUGAAGAGGUUAACAAAUUUCAUCACGAUGUCUCUUCCCUCCUGACCGUGUAAUCGAACUUUAGUGGUGCAUCCAAAGAGGGUUUCAAAGGACUUCUUGAGCAUUUAGUGGGUGUGCUGAAUCCUGCAGAUUACGAACUCUGCAGGACAUCCAAUGAAAACAACAACACCUUAAUUGAAUUGGGGAUUGGCGGCUCUCACUUUUUAAUUUAACGUUUUUUUUUUUGAAGGACACUCUCAUCAUGACGAUUCCAUUAUCUCGGACUCAACUAGCCCUGUUUUUCAUCCUCUUGUGUCCGGUCAAUAUCAUUGGGUUAUGGUGGGCAGUGGGGAGCCCUCUGGUCAUGGACCCCAAUAGUAUCUGUCGGAAGACCAAGCGACUAGCGGGCAAGCAGGCUGAGCUGUGCCAGAACCAGCCAGAGAUCGUCCACGAGGUCGCCAAGGGUGCCAAGCUGGGUGUGCGGGAGUGCCAGUACCAGUUUCGUUUUCGCCGCUGGAACUGCACCAGUCAGAACAAGUACUUUGGCAAAAUACUCCAACAAGACAUCCGGGAGACAGCGUUUGUGUACGCCAUCACAGCGGCUGGGGUGACCCACACGGUGACUCAGGCCUGCAGUAUGGGGGAGCUGCUGCAGUGUGGCUGUGAGGCAACCAGGAGCAGGGCUCCCCCUCGGCCAGCCUCCUCCUCCACCACCACCUCUGGCGAGGGAGUCAAGUGGGAGUGGGGCGGCUGCGGAGACGACGUGGAGUUUGGCUACGAGAAGUCCAAGCAGUUCAUGGAUGCCAAGAGGAAAAAGGGCAAGAGUGACAUCAGGACGUUGAUCGAUCUCCACAACAACGAAGCAGGACGACUGGCGGUGAGGAAUUAUAUGAGGACUGAAUGUAAAUGUCAUGGCCUGUCCGGGUCUUGCACACUCCGGACCUGUUGGAAAAAGAUGCCUCACUUUCGCGAGGUGGGUGAUCGCCUGCUGGAGCGGUUCAAUGGAGCUUCCAAGGUGAUGGGAGGCAACGAUGGCAAGACCCUGGUUCCCGUAGGCCAGAACAUCAAGCCUCCGGACAAACAGGACCUGAUCUACUCGGCCGAGUCGCCCGACUUCUGCUCGCCCAAUAGGAAGACGGGCUCACUGGGCACGCGGGGCCGCAUGUGCAACAGCACAGCCAUGGACGUGAGCGGCUGUGACCUGCUGUGCUGUGAGCGUGGCUACCGGGACGAGACGGUGGUGUUCGAGGAGAACUGCCUCUGCCGCUUCCACUGGUGCUGCGUGGUGCAGUGUAAGAAGUGCUCGGUGAGGAAAGAGCUCAGUCUCUGUCACUAGCAUUACCACAGUGAAGCUGGGUUGGUUUCAGGCCUGGCCUCUUCUGCCUCACACGAAAGAUGCACUGAGAUCAUGCUCCCACAGUUCAAUUCAGGAGCACACUGAGAGAUUAGUGUCUUAUCUAGGAUCAUCUUGGACAGACAGCUGCAGUGACUCUUCUCUCAAGCUGCAGAACAGUCCAGAAUGGCCACUACUCCAGUGCUCACCACAUAGAGCUCUAUGACCCUGAAACACUGGCUCUUUUCGGCUCUUUUUCUAGAAACCCACUGGAGGAACUUACCCAACAACUGUUCCAGCUCUCCAGAGUGGAAUAUUGAAGGUCACAUCUGAGGUUAAAAGUUCAAUUUCAGCUCCGAGAACACUCUAGAACAGAACGCUUGGUCCCAUCUCAUAGAAGACAAUCAGAUAGCUUGGUACCAUUCUCCGUCGUCGGUACGGAGGUCGUUGCCUCUAAAGCAGUGGUUCCCAAACGUGUUUGCACAGUGACCCACCUCAAGCCUUUAGCCAUUGAACCAGAAAAUAGCACAGCAACUGUUUCUAGCCUCAAACCCAAUGCCAAUACCGUCUAGGAACAUGCUACAACCCACAAUUAGGGAAACACUCUUCAUAGUCAGUUAACCAUGUAACUACAAGUGGGGACUAUUGUAACAAAAGCAUAAUGACGUCUGAGUGUGGGAAAUAAGACGAUGGUCUUGGUAAUAAGAUAGUAAGCACAUCAGCAUGCUACGUUUCUAUAUACAGUAACUGGAAUGUUCUGAAAAAGGAAAAUGGACAUGCACAACGUGGAAUACAGGUAUCAAGCACAAAACGUAUGAAAAAAGGGAAAUGUGGGGGUUAUUWGUUUGGAGGACGAACCCCAUCAUGUUUCAUGGUGAGGAGCUGAACUGACACCCGAGACUAUUAUUUAUGAACAUUUUAUGACAAGACUACUCAUAGUGAUACGGUGAGGAACGUGCCUACCAUCUCUCUGAAAAGCACUUUGGAUAUGGGAGCAAUCUAUGUAAACCAUAUGUUACAUUGGUUGUUGUUUGAGUCGUUUGCAAAUGGGGAAACGUGUGACGACUUUUUCUCGUAUGAGGUGCAGUAUCGAGAAAGUAUAAUAUUAGGUUUAUCUGUUUAAUAUACAGGGCUUUUGUAAUGCACUUUCAAUUAAAGCAUUUGUUGCGUAUAGACUUGUUACAUUUAGUCAUGUUGUGCAGAAUGGCCAUUCCACAAUCACAUACAAUGCUGACAACGAAUCCAUCCAUUUGUCUCUUUGAUAAGUCAACUCGCUGAAGUGAGUUGGAUGUCAGGAAGCCCAUUUCUUUUGACUCUCUGCCUACGUUCUUCGGAAUAGGCAGAUCAGAUCUCUGCUUAUUUUUUUUGGGGGGGGAUGGGGGGGGCAAAACCUAUCAUCACCGUCAUUAAUAAUAACAAUUACUUACGAAGCGUGUUGUACCCAAACGCGCUGUACAUUUUCACUUUUUACGUGUAUAGGUCGAAGGUAUUCAAGUGUACUGUGUCUUACCCUUCUUUUAGAGUGUGAUUUUGUUGCUACUUACCUUUCAGGGAUCUGUAAGAUCUUUUGUUGGGCAAAAGAGAGAGAGAGAGAGAGUACAAUGAGGGAUGACAUCGCUACAAUUUAUUGCCAAUAUGUCAUGGUUUAUGACCAGAUUAUUCCUUGCCAGAGGGUUCAUCGUUAAUAUUGUUACCAUGACAGUGGAUACACACUGCACAGGAUUACUCUGUCCUCGGAGCUACUAGUCCUGUCUGUGGAGUCAGCACCAUUAGAUUUUUCAUUUACCUAAAUGUAGUUUUUGUACAAAAGCAUAUCACGUUAAGGGAGAAAAAGUUGGUAUAAUGGAACUAUUCUGACUGAGCUCUGCAACAAUAUUAGGCAUUCUUUACAUAAGCAGUAGAAUUGACCACUUUACCACGUUAAGUUUGGGUUGCAGUCUACCAAAUCAGGAAAUCAGACCAAAUGCGGCUAUUCCUAUGUGAGAUACACUCAGUGGCCAGCUUAUUAGGUACGCCCCGUUCACGAAAAUGGUUCGCUCCUACAGACA